GAUAGCGCUGUUGAACAAACUGCGGGAAAUAAAAGAGUAACGAGUAAAAAGUACUCUAUGAAGUUGUGUCUGAAAACUAAAUGAUUUCUUCAAGAAGUUUGCAGUGUCUCAUAAAUUUCGUGGAACCAACUCAUAACCAGCUUCUCAGGCUAACACGGCACUGCCGUAAAGCGUGAAGCUGUCGUUGCUAUUGGAGACGAGACGGAAAGCAGGAAGUGGCAAGAGUCACAACAGCUCAGGGUAGUUUUUGGAGCUUGGAAGAGAUUUAUGUUCGCUGAACGGGGCAAUAUUUCACUAAAAGGACAUCUAAAACUACACAGCACUGCCUGACGGAAGACUUAAAUACAUGUUGAAGCUCUGAGCUCGGUCACAGCACAUAUCAUGAGUCGCAGCAGGAAUCCUCCACAAAAAGGCCAAGGAGCCGCCCGAGCCAAACAGAUGGGUUUGCUCUUGGAUCUGUCUCCGGACGCUGCAAUGGAGGACUCUGGUGGAAAUGAUGAGGCUUUAGAGGCGGAGCUGCUUGCUCUGAUUGGAGGAGGAGGAGGUGGCAGGGGCAAGCAGCCUGGAAAGAAUGAUGGUGGGAAAGCUCCUGUCCCCAUGGAGGACAUUGAGCGCAUGGCCGCCCUGUGCAUGAAGGACCUGGAUGAGGAAGGAGAGGAUGAUGAAGGCCUGGAGGACGAUGCAGAACUCCUGGCUGAACUGAACGAUGUUCUGGAGGAUGAUCAAGAGGAACCGGCUCCUCCUGCACCAACCCCGCCUCAGCGCUCUAAUGCAACCCCCAAAUCCACCGCCACUACCCCGAGUGGCGCAGGCGGAAUGGAGUCCCUUCUACAGGAGCGUAUUAGCAUGUACCAGGCGGCCAUCACUAACGCCAAAGCUUCAGGAGAGGGCAGCAAGGCUCGCAGAUAUGAGCGCGGACUAAAGACUCUACAGUCCAUGUUGGCAUCUGUGAAAAAGGGAAAACCCAUUAACGAGGAGGAGAUCCCACCCCCAGUAGCUACCGGAGCUAAACCCACCACCGCACAGCAAGAACCGGUCAGAGAACAGGAACAGCCUGCUCCACCACCAAGGACCAAUGAGAAGCCACUGCAGGAGGCGAAGACUGUAACCCCACCCAAACCUCAGCUCCUGCAGCCGCCCAAUCAGAAAACUCCUGCUGUGACGCCAGAUACACCAGCUAUUUCACCCUUAACUCCUGUCCAGCCCAACACCCAGCAUUCAGAGCUGAAGGCCAGUGUGUUGAGCAGACAGAGGGAAUAUAAACUGGCUGCUAUUCAGGCUAAACAGAGUGGAAACACAGACCUGGCCAGGCAACACCUUGUCAUCGCCAAGAAGUUGGAUUCUGUGGUAGAGGCGAUUGACCGAGGAGAGCAUAUGGAUGCCAGCUCACUGCCGCCCCCUCCUGGAGAUGUUGCAGUUGAGCGUUCUGCUCCACCUCCUCAAUCUGCACCUGCCAAACCCACCCCUGCUCCUCCACCCGCUGAAGCUCCCCUUCCUGCUCCCCGUAACCUGGCCGAGGCCCUGCAGCAGCGCAUGGACAAAUACAAAAGCGCAGCUGAGAGCGCCAAGAGCAAAGGAGAUGACCGGAAAGCUCGCAUGCACGAGCGCAUUGCUAAGCAAUAUCAAGAUGCCAUUAAGGCACACAAAGCAGGACGACCCGUCAAUCUAGCAGAGCUACCAGUACCACCAGGUUGUCCUCCUCUACAAGGUGCAGAAAGCACCGAGCAAAACUUCCUGGGUGUCCUGGAAACGGCUGUGAAACUAGCCAAUCGGGAUGCAGACGCAGGGGAGGAUGAUGAUGAAGCCGAGGAUGAAGUGGCAAAGCCAGCGGUGCGUCCUGCUGCUCAGAAAGCUCGAGCUCCUGCCCCCUCACACUCCUCAUCCCCUGCAGUGACCCCCACAGCCUCCACAGACACCUCCAAACUGGGAAAUAAAGCUCAGCAGCAGCUGGACUUCCUCCUCCGUCGCAGGCAGCAGUUUGUUAAAGCGGCCCUGCGCUCCAAGCAGAUGAAGGACGUCCAGGGAGCAGCGCAGCAUCUGCGCAAUGCCAAGGGACUCGACCCCAUGAUCACUGCAGCUAAAGGAGGCCUGCCCGUGGAUAUCAGCAAGGUGCCCAGUGCCCCAGUGUGUGAGGAAGACUACACUCUCUCUCAGACUCGUUCUUCCCGCUCAACCCAGCAGUACACUCAGCUCAUGGAGCGCCUCAGGCAACAGCACGAGAAAUGCCUGAGCUACACGCAGCAGUUCACUCAAAUGGGCAACAUGGCCGAGACCAUAAGAUUUGAGAAGCUGGCAGAGGAGUGUAUGAGUAAUAUUGAACUGUUGAAGAAAGCUCAUGCAAAAGGCUAUCCUGUUCCAGGCCACCACACAGAGGAGCGCACCAUCAACACCGUCAAGAUUUUUCCUAAUUUCACUGCCAGUGAGAUGGAGCUGACAAUCAUAAGAGGAAUCAACCUGCCCACUCCAGGAUUUUCAGCCAGUGAUCUGGACGCUAGCGUGCGCUUUGAGUUUCCCUUCCCGAGCUCGGAAGAAGCUCAGAGAGACAAAACCAACACUGUGAGAAGCACCAACUGCCCAGAGUUCAAAGCGUACUUUAAGUUGCUCAUCAACCGAACACACCGAGGCUUUAAGAGAGUGGUGCAGACUAAAGGCAUCAGGUUCGAGGUCAUCCACAAAGGUGGCCUCUUCAAGAACGAUAAGGUGGUGGGAAAUGCUCAGCUGAAACUCGAAGCACUGGAGAAUCAGUGUGAGAUCAGAGAGAUUAUAGAUGUGCUGGAUGGCAGGAAGGCGACAGGAGGGAAGCUGGAGGUGAGGGUGAGGAUUCGGGAGCCGCUGGGUGGGGCCCAGCUCCAGUCCGUCACAGAGAAAUGGAUCGUAGUGGAUCCACCGGCCAUCACCCCCGACAGAGAGAGAGCCAGAGAGCGGGCACCUUCACCAAAAUCCAAACCCCGCAACGAUCAAGGCAAGAGCGGCCAUUCAAGGCUCUCACCUCCUCAAUACAAACUCCACAGCUUCAGCCUCCUCAACUAUGACAAGGAAAGACUAGAGAGAAAGAUCGGUGAUUAUAAGAAAAACAGACGGGAUCCACCGCCGGAUCUGCUGAACCAGCAUAAAGAGAUCUGCCACCGACUACAGUGGCAAAAAUCCUACCUGGAGAGGGGCUCUUCAUCUGUGUUAGCAGAGUAUGAUAGUGUAUUAAGUAAGUUCGCUCAUGGUCUGGCUGAUUCUGUGAAGAGGUUUUCCAGUGAAGGCAACAGAGACGCAGCUAAAGAUGCUCUGGGAAGGCUUAAGAUGGUGGAGACCGAGAUGGAGUCUCUGAGGAAGAAGCGUCCUGCGUGAACAUGUACAGGAGGUGGAACGUCGAUGUGCGUUGGAAAACUGUUCUCACACGCAGAAGCAGUCACUAACACACACGUCUUCUCUUCCAGAAACAUCACACACUUCUCUGUUACUUCUCUCCUCUCGCUGUAGCGUCUUAAACAAACACUCCUGAUAUUUUAGUCCAGACUCACCUGAGAUCAACUGGACUACUUUACUGAAAAAAAAAAACAUUUUUCACUCGGGCUAUAUGGAUGGCCAACGAGGCCAUAAGUUAUUAUUUUUGUUUUUCUUUUCUGGAGUUAAGACACACACACACACCGCAGUUCAGAUGUGUAACCCUGUGUGUGUGUGGGAGUGGAAGCUGAACGUAACUUAAGCUAAGAUUAAAUGUAACCGUUCUUACCUUUUAUGCAAAUUAGUUCUGCAGCACAUCCAAUCCAUAAGCUCCGAAACUUCAAAACAGCAGUACAGUCUCUGCCUACAAAUACUUCUCAUUUGCUAGCGAGAGGGCGUUACAGGCCGCUAAGUGAACGGAAAACGUCGCCAGUAAAACGUGACCUGUGUGGGCGUGUGUAAGAACAGGAUGACGACGACAGCGUCGUAUUAAUGAAGCACUAAUUAUUAUUGUUUCGAAUGUUUUCGAGUCACGUGACUCAGGGCUUUUUUUUUUUUUUAUAACAGAGCAGUUUCGCCUUAAAUGAAAUGUGCACACUACUAGACGUGUUUACUUAUUCACUACUAAGCUAAUUUAGCUAACAAGGGAGGAAAGCUUUUUUUUUUUAAUUCACUUCAGAUUUCCAGCUGUCAAAAAUUUAGGCCACACCUCCUUCCUCAGUCUGGUGCUGCUCUGGCUUUAAGACAGGCCGAUGUUUUUAUCUCUGUGCUUUUAUUUUGUCUAUAUUGAUAAGUGUGUGGUCACUUUGGUCCGUUGACCUUGUCGGCAUUAAAGGGGUCACUGUGUACAUUUUCGUUUUCGGCCAAACUGCUCCUUUAGCGAUCAUUUGCACAUUUGAUGAGGCGUGCAGCAGUACAGCAGCUUUUCUGUAUUCUCUCCAUCUGCCAUCCGUCUCCAUGCUCCAUGUGCCUUUGUGUGUGUGUGUGUGUGUGUGUGAGAAUGGUGUAAAUCCUUAUAGAGAGCAUAUGAAGAGUAAUCUGGUCUCUGCACUGGAUUCUGCUUAAUCCUUCCUGUGUGCAGCUCAGCAUGCUGUGAUACGGGGGAUAAUGUUAACACUCCGCCGGUGAAGGUUAAGGAGAUGGGAAUAGAGGGUUGUGUAUGUAUAUAGAGGAAAAGGGGAGGGGCCAGGAUCACAGCCCAUAAUCGGGGAUUAGCCCUCGUCUGGUCGCCCAGGUGACCUUUGAUCUCCAGUGGAGAGAAAAAAAAACGAACAAACUGACUGUGGGACGUUUCAUAACCAGCGUUCGGAUCAAAUGACUAAAGUCCAGAGGAGCCACGCAAUAUUAUUAUUAUUAGUACUGGUAAUAAUUAUUCUCAUUUUUCCAUCAUUACAAUAAACUACACAGAACCCACGCUAGCUACCUAGUGCUACACUCUACAGCUUCAGCUCUCUCUCUCUCUCUCUCUCUCUCUCUCUUUUCCUUCUCUCUCGCUCUCUCUCACACAGAACCUAUGCUAGCUACCAAGCGCUACACUCUAGAGCUUCAGCAGCCUACUUUCAACCUUCACCCAAACAAACAAGGCUCUGGAUUUGUGAACCUAACUGAAGCCAUAUCAGGUUCCAGCUCCUGGUUUAUGUUCUCUUCUGCCUCUCAGCACACCUGAGCCAGGUGAUCAGGUGCAGAUUGUGGUCUUUGGGGACUACAUAAAGGAAAAAUUGAGGGCCGUGUCCCAAACGCCAGCAUUCGCGUUCGUUCUGAACUGAAAAGGAAACAAAAUAUUUGGAAAAGUGAUUCGUUUUGCUACAACCAUCACAGCGUUGCACUCUUGAAGCUGACUAGUUGAUAACACUAGUAGCUUGUUAUCACAGAGGAGAGCUCCAUAAUUAGCUAAACCCUGACAGAACACACCAAUUCGAAGUAUAUGCAAACAAUAUUGUAGCUACCGUGCCACUUCCUUUUACUAUACAAGGCUAAUACGUCUUACUGCUGUUUCUCAGUGUUAAACUGUGUAGUGUGGAGUAGACCGCUGCUGAAACCAGACCUGUCGAAAACCAGUCAUGUGACUAUGCUGGAGCGGGGAUUUUCUGUGCAGUCCGUCGUUUGGAGAACAUGGACGAGAUUUAAUGCGUCUCUUUGCAAGUGAACUUCACUCGUUCUACUUCCUUUCCAAUUCAGCUAGUUACCGGGAGCUUCAUGAGCUGAACCUAUGGCGUCUGAGACGCGAGUUUGACCCUUCUAAUGUAGCUCAUUUCCUGUCUCACACCAAAACUGCGCUUCUUUUCAUAUUAUAGUGAAUCUGUAGCUUAAUAAAUCUUCAGAUUUUACCUUUCAGUGUUACCGGUUUACCUGAGUUUUUGAGUUUUGCAUGUUAGCCCUGCCUCCUUGUGGUUUUCUGGACUCAACACUGGUCCUGAUAAUAAUAACUGGCAAAAACACUGAUUCGUAAAAGUUUUGUUAGAAAUCUGUGGUAAUUUUAUCACUUUGGUUCGGCAGGAAAUGAGCCGCAUUAAAGUGUCACAUGCGGUGGAAGUCCCUGUUGGUGCAGGUAGCAUGAUCAUCCUAUCAGGAAAGUGUUCGUCGGUGGUUGUCUGGGUUCCACCAGGACAAUCCCAAAUUUCUUUCCUCCUCCUCCUCACACUCACUACAAGCCUCGGCACACGUCCUGCCGAUACGGCGUGGAGAAAACAGACAACAGGUGAAGGUUCAUGUUCGUUCUGGGACGGAUCACCUGGAUGGUCGUCUUCAUGUGUUUGUCGAGGUUAGAACAUUUGAACAGCACCACCUGCAGUACCGGAGCUCUUCUUCGCUACGCAACAGCUCAUCUCAUGACGCGGUCUCUGUAACGAGAUAAUUUUGGGAUUCUAAUAUUUUGUUGUUUCUCAUCUUUCCACACAUACUCCUCCAUCAUAUUUAAUAACAUGGCAAUCAGUACACAUGUAUGUGUUCAUGUAUGUGGUGUUUUUUUUCCCCAGUGACCCUGUAACACUGUGUAUCCAGGUGUUUUCGGGCAGAUGUUUUAUGUUGACUCAUUAAAGUAUGAAAUGUGA
Hemibagrus wyckioides is the source of this 6485-nucleotide messenger RNA. RefSeq names its product coiled-coil and C2 domain containing 1A (gene cc2d1a). The record is from RefSeq and is a predicted model, not a curated record. Gene Ontology annotation, biological process: regulation of transcription by RNA polymerase II. The transcript is spliced from 30 exons. Bases 382 to 3339 code for a protein of 985 amino acids. Gene Ontology annotation, molecular function: DNA-binding transcription repressor activity, RNA polymerase II-specific; RNA polymerase II cis-regulatory region sequence-specific DNA binding. NCBI's taxonomy places the organism in Eukaryota, Metazoa, Chordata, Actinopteri, Siluriformes, Bagridae. Gene Ontology annotation, cellular component: nucleus.